This is a messenger RNA of Culex quinquefasciatus (southern house mosquito), 3857 nucleotides long. Its product is annotated as glucose dehydrogenase [FAD, quinone]. Gene Ontology annotation, molecular function: flavin adenine dinucleotide binding; oxidoreductase activity, acting on CH-OH group of donors. The record is from RefSeq and is a predicted model, not a curated record. The transcript has 3 exons. Lineage: Eukaryota; Metazoa; Arthropoda; Insecta; Diptera; Culicidae. The coding region runs from base 1448 to 3310 and encodes 620 amino acids.
UGCAGAUCGGACGUAUUUCGCUCGUAUUUUGUGGUUUUCGUUUGUUUUAUUGUGGAUUUCAUUUUCCUUGCUCGAUUUUUUUUUGUGUUUUGUGUUUAUUUUUUUACGAAAAGUAUCGCGCUAUUGUUUGCAUCUCUAGAAAUUGUGUUUUUGUGCUUUUUUCGAGCAAUUUCUUGCUCGCCAAGAGAUCUUGACAGAAGUAGCCGGUCUGUGCAAACAUUUUCACCCAUUCGUUUUGGGAGAUUAAGUGAAACAACAGUGAAAUCUACCAGUGGUCACUUAAACAGUGAGUGAAAUAAACGCUACCAGCUUUAAAUCAGCGGUGAAAUCGUAAUUGCACUGCGGUUUUCGGGAUUUUGGAUGUCGUAUAUUUUUGGUGGGUGAGCACACAGUGUGUACACAUUUGAAAAGUGAAAUAAAAAACGAAUGAAUAAGUGAAAAGUAAAAGAUAAAAGUAAAAAAGUGGAAAUCUUCAGCGAAGCAAGGAAAUAACCAUCGAAUAAUAAAACAAGAUAAAAAGUAUCGUUUUCGAUCGUGAUUUAUGAUCAAUCAGUGAAAAUUGCACCCGGAAAGUGGUGUAGCAAUCCUCCAGUACUGCAUCGCGAAUUGCAGUUUCUACAGCAAGUUCGGAAGUGCAGACGAUCCGUGGCGGUUCGUAGUGUCGUGAGUCGUUGAGUAUUUCAAGCCGACAUUCAGCUGAAACACGAAACAAUCCUGAAGAACCCUAGUAAGCAGUUGCCCAACUCUGCCAGUUUUAGAAAACUAAUCUGAGAGAAAGUAAGCAGCAGCAAUAGAAGCCGAAAACAUCGAUCCGAUAAUGAAUCAUACCUGUGCUGGAUCAACUAUUUGAAACAAAGUUUCAAUAAAAUGGGCCAAGAGAAAUCUCUGCCCUCCAGAUGUACUUCCGCACAUGACUACCACCAUCACCACCACCACCACCAUCACCACCACACGACGUCCCUGGCCUCGUCAACGGGAUCCAAGUCCUCUGCAGCACCCUCCCGCUCACCGUCUACGGCUUCAACGACCUCCUCUGCAUCGUCUGCGUCUGCAGCGUCAUCGUACAAAAGUGUCGAACGGCAGACCAAGUACUUAAACGAGCAUCUCUACAUCAAAUCUUAUCUGGACAUUGAGGAAGAGGACAGAAACGCCAAACUGUUGUUCCAGAAGGUGCGACCCGGCGGUAUACGGAACUACACACCGAAGAUCCUUUCGGAGAACAACAAAAAAAACAUUGAUGUUUGGAUAUAGCAGUCGGCGGCUGGAGUUACUUUACGCUGAAACUGUUACAUAUAUAGAAGCCACGCUUGCAUCAACAACUACAAACUAUCGAAUUAACACCUUCCUCUUCUGUGCUGCCCCCUGCAAUCUCGCAACUUAUAAACCCACUAUAGAAAAGGGGAAACAUUUUUGGCAGACCUCUUCGUAACACUAGUUCUCUCGUGCAAUGGCUCUUGGACUCGCUUCCGUAGCGGCAGUAGCUGGAGGAAUCACGCACACCCCGAUAGCACUACUCACUCUCAUACCACUUAUAGCUGUAGGAGUCAAUUACUAUAGAUACCAAAGUGUGGAUCCGGAAUCGAAACCUAUAGACCAGGAAACAUUAAGACGCUACUAUGACUUUAUCGUCAUCGGUGCCGGAUCAGCCGGUGCCGUAAUGGCUUCGCGACUCUCGGAGAUAGGAGAUUGGUCGGUGCUACUGUUGGAAGCUGGAGGAGAUGAAAACGAGGUGACCGACGUACCAUCACUGGCAGGGUAUCUCCAGUUGACAGAAUUUGACUGGAAGUACCAGACGACACCGUCCGGUGAUCGAAGGUACUGCCAAGCGAUGAUAGGCGACCGAUGUAAUUGGCCCAGAGGAAAGGUUAUGGGAGGAUCCAGUGUGCUUAACGCAAUGGUGUACGUGAGAGGCAAUCGAAGGGACUACGACAGCUGGUUAGAACAGGGUAACCUAGGCUGGGGUUACGACAGUGUCCUACCAUAUUUCAUCAAAUCGGAGGACAACCGUAAUCCAUACAUGGCAAGAUCACCGUACCAUGGAGUAGGAGGAUAUCUAACGGUCCAGGAAGCUCCUUGGAGAACUCCACUUUCGGUUGCGUUCGUAAAAGCAGGCAUGGAAAUGGGUUACGAAAACAGAGACAUCAACGGAGCAGAACAAACAGGAUUUAUGUUGCUCCAAGCGACCAUGAGACGAGGAAGUCGCUGCAGUACAUCGAAAGCAUUCCUGCGUCCGGUUCGGUUAAGGAAAAAUCUAGACGUCGCAAUGCACGCCCAAGUGACGCGCAUUAUUUUCGACAAAAACAACAGAGCGUACGGAGUCGAAUUCGUGCGUAACAACAAACGGCAACUGGCUUUUGCCAAAAAGGAGAUUAUUUUAUCAGCUGGAGCGUUGAACACUCCACAGAUAUUGAUGCUGAGCGGCGUUGGACCGGCAGAUCAUCUGGCCGAAUUCGGAAUUCCGGUGCUAUCGGAUCUUCCAGUUGGUGACAACAUGCAAGACCACGUCGGGCUCGGCGGCUUGACGUUCGUUAUUGAUGAACCAGUAUCGGUAAAAACUUCACGUUUCACAACCGUACCGGUGGCAUUUGACUACAUCUUCAACGAACGAGGUCCAAUGUCGUUCCCGGGUAUCGAAGCUGUUGCCUUUGUAAAUACAAAAUAUGCCGAUCCGUCCGGAAAGUGGCCCGAUAUCCAGUUUCACUUUGGACCGAGUUCGGUAAAUUCCGACGGUGGACAGUACAUCCGAAAGAUCCUCAAUCUUCGCGAUGGUUUCUACAACACUGUCUACAAACCACUACAGAAUGCCGAGACAUGGACAAUCCUUCCUCUUCUGCUGCGACCGAAAAGUACCGGCUGGGUUCGGUUGCGAUCGCGAAAUCCGUUCGUGCAACCCUCGCUCGAACCCAACUACUUCGCCCAUCCCGAAGACGUAGCGGUGCUCGUCGAGGGGAUCAAGAUUGCAAUCAACGUGUCCAGCACGCCGGCGUUCCAGCGGUUCGGAUCGCGGCCGCACAAAAUUCCGCUGCCAGGCUGUCGGCAUUUACCGUUCAUGUCCGACGAGUACUGGGCCUGCUGUAUCAAACAGUUUACCUUCACCAUCUAUCAUCCGACGGGAACAGCAAAGAUGGGACCAAGCUGGGAUCCCGGAGCAGUGGUCGAUCCCCGGCUACGGGUGUAUGGAGUUUCCGGACUGAGAGUGGUGGACGCUAGUAUUAUGCCGACGAUAGUCAGCGGCAAUCCCAACGCGCCAGUCAUCAUGAUUGCCGAAAAGGCGGCCGACAUGAUCAAACAGGACUGGGGUCGUUGGUGAACACCAAACACAACAGAAAUGGGGUAUCACUGAAGCAAAUUCACAUGUGCCUAAACGUAGUUUUUCGCCUGCCUUUAAAUUGUGUACUUAGCAAAAAUUAAAGAAUGUGAUAUUAUAGUGCGGCGAAAAACGUCACAACGUAAACAUCGAAUAACAAUGUCGCGUGGUUAGCACUGCAGCAGCCAAAAGGAGCAACACACAGAAGAGAAUGCCGAGAGAAUGUAGUAUAAUAAAUUUCUACUAGUCAGCAUCUGGGGACAAAACACGUCCAGGCGUUACUGAAAACAGAUUAUUUCAAAACAAUGGAAAUUGUUGUCUUUAAUUUUAUGUUGAUCAAGUUUUUGUUUUAAAAAAUAUUGUGUAUAAGACUAUAAAGGACGUAAGGGUAAUGUGACAAUGUAUUUCCUAUUUAAACCGGCACUACCCUCAACUCUUUGCAUAAUCCGGAUAAAGCUAAAUCAGAAAAUGCAAAAUUAAAACGAAAGCUGAAUUAAAUCUACGAAAAUACAGAGACAACGCGAGUUUCUAUAGAAAAAAAAUAAGGUUA